Messenger RNA from Hypanus sabinus (Atlantic stingray), 3371 nucleotides. RefSeq names its product zona pellucida protein AX 1 (gene zpax1). The record is from RefSeq and is a predicted model, not a curated record. NCBI's taxonomy places the organism in Eukaryota, Metazoa, Chordata, Chondrichthyes, Myliobatiformes, Dasyatidae. The transcript is spliced from 21 exons. Bases 239 to 3205 code for a protein of 988 amino acids.
UAGAGACUGUUCCGGAACGUCGAUCCUCUGAGGUGAUUCUCCAUCCCAGAGAGAAAGGUGAAUUAGCCCCAGCACAGACAGAGGGCAAAGCCAUGCCGUGAGGGUAUUGCGCACCCCUCCCUAGCCGGUUGCACCGGCACGUGGGUCACGUGCUCGCCGCCGGGCCGCUCCGGACCCAUUUAAAGCGCCCGCACCGUGACAUCGCUUCCACUCACUCACUCCCUGCCUGCUGUUCCUCAUGGGAACGAAGCAGCAGAACGGCACAGGCACCGCCCGGACGGACGAGGUCUGGACCAUGACGCCUGCUCUGUUACUCGGGUUGGUACUGGCGGCGACUGCGGCAGCAGCUCCGGGCGGCGGGAUGCAAACUGAGUCUGCAGAUUUUGUGAGGACUGAAUGUCGGGACAGUGUCUUUUGGUUUGGACUGGACACGAACUUUCUCGCUGGGAAAGUCUGGCAGAUUAACAUUGUUGAUCAGUCUGGUUAUGUCUUCUCUGUUACACCAAGAUCUGCUUCACAGUGUGGUUACACUCUCAUAGUAGAUCACCAGAAGAUUGAAUUCCGUGCCUCCAUACUCAGCUGUGGUGUACAUAUCCUGAAUGAUGAGCAGUUUAAUCUUACUGUGCAAAUACAAGUGUUAGGAGCUGACAUGGGUGCUUCAACGUAUAUUGAAACUCUAUCUUGUAUGUACUCUCCAUGGGCUGGAAGAGAAAUCUACUGUGAACAAAAUUACAUGCAGGUCUCUGUACGAAGAAACAUACCAACCAUUGAGGAGGAUUAUGUUCAAGAUGCUGAAGAUUGGGCUUUGGCAAUCCCAGAAGCUGUUGACGCAGAAAGUGGAAUAUGGCAAGUAGUAUUCCAUACGUCUAGUGGCAAAAAGAGUAUGACAGUGAAGGAAGCUCACCAGUUGAACUAUGGAAUCAACACCACUGAGACUCGUAUUUUGUUCCGUGCUCCAUAUCACACAAAGGAGGCUGAAGUAAUUUUGGUCCAUGAGGUCCCCUUGUCUGUAAUAAGAUCAACUAGCUUCUAUAGACAGCAAUGGAUGAUUCUGCUAAUUGAUACUGCAGCAGCUUGCCCUGUUGAUGGUACAUCAUUCACUGAUGACCUAAUCAUCUGGACACUGCCAAGAAUAUUCACUCCAAUUGUAACCAGUGAAGUUCAUCAAGACAACAGCUCUAUGGGAGUAAAUGGUAUCAAACUGGAUCCAGAAAGAAUGGCUGAAAGAAAUUAUUCUUUAGAGAAAAAUGACACCUCCCUUUUUAUAAAGGUUCCAAUUGGUGCACAGGAUGGAUACUACAAGAGCUAUGUGGUGAAUGGUCAGUAUGGCAUCAAGUAUAGCAUUAAUCUAUUCUUGGAACACUUGUGGGAAGAUGACACCUGGGAACUGAAUAAAAUGAACGUUGUCCAUCCAGUGACCACUCCCUUUAUUCCUAAGCCUCUAGUUUACACUGAUGAUACCAUUCCAGAGCAAUGGCUAUUUAAUGUAUCACUGGGCAACUUUCUUCCUGAUGUGGAACUGCAGAAGCUCACUCUGGGUUCUCUGUCCUUUCCUGUGGAUGAAGAAAAUCAAUUUUUUGAUUUAUACCAUGGGAGAACCCCAAAUGAGACUACCCUCAGUAAAAUCUUUGUUCUUGAGGUUCCAAUGGAGUCUCCAGUUGUGGAUAGGAAGUAUAUUGGAGAUGGUGUUGAACAAUAUACUCUUGACAUCACCUACACCUUGAUAGUGGUGCCAGAAGAUGAAAUAUUCACCCAUUCUGUUCAAUUAAUACAUAAACACCAUAUAGUACUUCCUGUGGCAAAUGGCUUUUGUGAUGAGGAGAAUAUGACAUUGGUGAUUACUCAUGGAACCUUGGAUCAGUAUUGGAUCCCCUUCAUUGGAAAAGUGCAGCUCUCCCUUCACUCUGGACAUGACGGUUAUAUUAUGAGAGAGAAUGGCACCCACUUAACAGUCACUGUUCCACGUAAUGCAGCUGAGGUAGUCCAUGAGGAAGUUGGCCACCAAGGCAUAAGAAGUAGAUUUGACUUCCAACUGAAGGAUAAUAAAAGCUUGGAGGUGCUAGGAAACUUCUCCGUAUCCUGCAGCUUUCCUACUUCUGACUUUAUAAGUAAGCUUUUGCCUUUGCAUCUACACCAGUGGCUGCCUUGCACUAUUGCCUUGACAACCAUUUGUUUCUCCUCUUCAGCAUGUUUCCCAAAUGGCAAAAUGGUAAUUACAGCAAUGAAACUUGGAACACAGUUGAGAAUGCACACGAAUAAAUUGAUGCUGAAAGAUCCAACUUGCAAGGCAAAAGAGAGUGAAUCCCAAGCAGUCUUUGAAUUUUCUGUAGACUCAUGUGGAACAACGAGAAGGUUUGAGAAGGAUUACAUGAUCUAUGAGAAUGAAGUAGUAUACGUGGGAGCCAAAUCAAAGAAGAAACCAACCUAUCGACUUGCAAUAUCUUGUCAUUAUCCCAUAAAUGAUUCUGUGCAUCUUCAGUUUGAGCAUCAAAUUAAUCCUCUACCAAUUGUUAUGCCUGGAUUUGGACCUAUCAUCUUGAGUAUACAACUUGCCAAAGAUGUAUCCUAUGCUACCUUGUACAAGGACAAUGAAUAUCCAGUUGUGAAGUAUCUGGCUGACCCUCUCUACUUGGAAGUACAACUGCUGCACAAUGAAGAUUCACAAAUUGAGCUUUUCUUGCAGUCCUGCUGGGCAACUGCUUCUCCAGAAAGAGACAGUAUACCACAAUGGUCUAUCAUUGUCCAAAGCUGCGAGUAUGAAGCUGAUCCGCAUAUGACCAUCUUCCAUCCAGUCACGAGGAAUGAGAGGGUCAGGUAUCCUAGUCAUGUGAAAAGGUUUGAAGUGAAGAUGUUUGCUUUUACCAUGGGAGAUCUGAAUAUCUUAUUGAGAGAGGUGUACUUUCACUGCAGUGUAGUCUUGUGCAAAGAGGACCCAAUAAAUGAGUUACUCUGUCCUGGAAACUGUGUUCCAAGAAAACAGCGAAUGGGUCGGAGUGCGGCUGGAGAGCACCGCUUGGAGGGAUCUGUAUCAUCAGGAGCAGUGCUCAUCUUGGCAGAUCUUUCUACAGUAGAGAAUAGGGUGAAGGAUACCCAAGGGGAAUCUUAUUCCUGGCCAGUGCUGCUGCUUGGAGUUGCAACAAUUGUUGGUUCCAUUGUAAUUGGAAUUCUUAGUUGUUAUAUCAUGUGCACAGAUUAUUUAAAAUAGAUGUAUUCAGGACUAAAAUAUAGCAAAUCUUCAGUGCUGAAUAUUUAACCAAUCCAUUUUAUGUGCAGGAUGUUCUGUAUAAGCCUGUAUCCACUGAAUGUUAAUUCAACAACUAUAACUUGUAUUUGUGGGGAGAAGGAAAUAAAUUGCUUUUCAUUAAAUCUAA